CUCACAACAACAACAACCUAAUCAAACCCAUACCGAAAAAUAAAAAAAAAAAAAAAUGAAGGCCGCGCUCUUCGUCCUCCUCCUCGCCGCCGUGCUCCUCAUCAGCCUGGGCCCGACUCCUUCGACUGCCCUCGCCGCGCCCGCGUCCGCAAAGCCACGCCCGACUGCGCUUCCCCAUGAGCCGGCGAACAACGACGGCGGCGACGACGACGACAACAAGACGAGCGUUGGAGCUGCCGCCGCCGCGCCCGCGACCUCCACUACGACUGGCACCACCGUAGUCAGCACCGCCGCGCCCAAGACCUCUGCGCAAGCCUCAGCGCAGACCUCAGCGCAGUCCUCCGCACAAUCCUCCACCAAAUCCUCAGCGCAGUCAUCCGCCCAGACCUCAGCGCAGACCUCCGCGCCCGCAUCCACAACGACAGCGUCAGCCACAACCUCUUCCUCGGCCUCGGCCUCGUCCUCGUCCAAGGGCGCAAAGGCUUCCAAGACGUCCACCACUUCCGGCAGCUCGAAGGCCAGCAGCUCGGCGGCAGCGAGCAGCACGGGGUCUGCGGGCGCGGCCGGGGCCGUCGCAACGCCGUUUGUGAGGGUGGGGGAGAUGGCGGCGGGCGUGGUUGCUGUUGCGUGGGUGCUUGCUUAGGUGGGAAGGGGUAGUGUAUGAGAUUUGGAUGUACGAAAUGGUUAUGUUUUUAUGUACGCGAUUGGUGUAAUGAUAUACUCUUAUUUAGAUGUUUGAAGGAUUUGUUGGUGCCGUGCAUGCGUGAUUAGAAGGUGUGAAACUGAAAGGAUGGGGAGAAAUGGAAUGAAAGCUGUGGUACUUUCCAUAAACGUUUAUUUCCCAUGCGUC
This is a messenger RNA of Aplosporella prunicola CBS 121167, 850 nucleotides long. RefSeq lists its product as uncharacterized. The coding region runs from base 56 to 643 and encodes 195 amino acids. NCBI's taxonomy places the organism in Eukaryota, Fungi, Ascomycota, Dothideomycetes, Botryosphaeriales, Aplosporellaceae. The transcript is spliced from 2 exons. The record is from RefSeq and is a predicted model, not a curated record.